AUCUUCAUCCAUCAACUUCAUUUUUAUAAUGUCAGUUAGUUCACAUUGCAUUGUGUUUAUUUCCCAUCAGGCCAUAGUGCUGUGUUACUUCCUGGAUACGCACCGCGAGACGUACAACCUGCUGGACAAGAACGUCAUCGAGCUGGGCGCCGGGACCGGUCUGGUCUCCAUAGUUACAAGCCUUCUAGGUGCCAAGGUGACGUCCACAGACCUGCCGGAGGUGCUGAGUAACCUGCAGUAUAACGUACUGCGUAACACCAGGGGUUCCUGUAGACACCCUCCUCGGGUCACUGAGCUGUCCUGGGGGAAGGAGCUGGAACAACACUUCCCUCAGGCUGCCUGUCACUACGACUACGUGUUCGCUGCCGAUGUGGUGUACUGCCACCCCUACCUGGCGGAACUCUUGGACACCUUCGAUCACCUGUGUCAGGACGGGACGGAGAUCCUCUGGGCCAUGAGGUUCCGUCUGGACAGAGAGAACCAGUUUGUAGAACGGUUCCAGACCAGGUUCCGUCUGGAUGAACUGUACGAUCUGCCCAGUCUCAGUAUCAAACUGUACCGAGCAUCAAGGAAGGAGAUGGGGAGGAAGACACGGUCUGGAGAGGCAGCUUAAUACUACCAUGCUCUACAGAAGCAGUCUGAGACACUGCAGGGGGAUGGAGAGAUGAGGAUGUGAAUGUGUGUUAUUUGAUUGAAUCCCGGCCACACACUCAGAGAAUCAACAAAGGCAUUGUUGAGAAGCGCAUUACAUUUAACUCUUGAAGGUAAUUUACCCUUUGAUCCGACAUCCACAGCAUCUCGGGGGAAUUGUAGUGUCAUGGCCCAGAAGAUCAUUUAUUGGAGCCCUUUUAUGUUUGGUUGUUACUGUCCUCUUUAUGGAGGCUACUGUCCU
Oncorhynchus tshawytscha (Chinook salmon) is the source of this 892-nucleotide messenger RNA. Its product is annotated as protein-lysine methyltransferase METTL21E-like. Bases 29 to 613 code for a protein of 194 amino acids. Gene Ontology annotation, cellular component: cytoplasm; cytosol. Gene Ontology annotation, biological process: peptidyl-lysine methylation. The record is from RefSeq and is a predicted model, not a curated record. NCBI's taxonomy places the organism in Eukaryota, Metazoa, Chordata, Actinopteri, Salmoniformes, Salmonidae. Gene Ontology annotation, molecular function: protein-lysine N-methyltransferase activity. The transcript has 2 exons.